Aedes albopictus (Asian tiger mosquito) is the source of this 2185-nucleotide messenger RNA. RefSeq names its product heat shock 70 kDa protein cognate 4. The record is from RefSeq and is a predicted model, not a curated record. Gene Ontology annotation, molecular function: ATP-dependent protein folding chaperone; ATP binding. The transcript has 3 exons. Bases 189 to 2126 code for a protein of 645 amino acids. Lineage: Eukaryota; Metazoa; Arthropoda; Insecta; Diptera; Culicidae. Gene Ontology annotation, cellular component: plasma membrane; cytosol; cytoplasm.
ACCGAAUUCGUGGUUUAGUUCGUAGAGAAACGUUGAACAGAUCAGAUCGCUUGUUUGAAAAAGACACACCUUUCAAAGAGCGAAUUUCAAUUGCCAUUUUUUUGUUUGAUCCAUUGGAGGAUUCCACGUGAAUUUAUUAGUGGUGAAACAGGAUUGUGAACGGAUACAGUUGAAAAGAAAUUUGAACCAUGUCCAAGACUCCAGCCGUCGGUAUCGAUCUGGGCACCACGUACUCCUGCGUGGGAGUGUUCCAGCAUGGCAAGGUGGACAUCAUUGCCAACGAUCAGGGCAACCGUACCACGCCGUCCUAUGUGGCCUUCACCGAUAGCGAGCGUUUGAUCGGCGAUGCCGCCAAGAAUCAGGUGGCCAUGAAUCCAAACAACACCAUUUUCGAUGCCAAACGCUUGAUCGGUCGCAAGUUCGAUGACCCUACCGUGCAGUCGGAUAUGAAGCACUGGCCAUUCGAGGUUAUCAGCGAUGGCGGUAAACCGAAGCUGCAGGUUGAGUACAAGGGCGAGAAGAAGAGCUUCUUUCCCGAGGAAGUCUCGUCGAUGGUCCUGGUCAAAAUGAAGGAAACUGCCGAAGCCUAUCUGGGAAUCAAGAUUGCCAACGCUGUUAUCACCGUACCGGCGUACUUCAACGAUUCGCAGCGUCAGGCUACCAAGGAUGCGGGAGCCAUUUCCGGAUUGAACGUGCUGCGUAUCAUCAACGAACCGACGGCGGCCGCUAUCGCGUACGGUUUGGACAAGAAGGGAGCAGGCGAAAGGAAUGUUCUGAUCUUCGAUUUGGGUGGUGGUACCUUCGAUGUGUCUGUUUUGACUAUUGAGGAGGGCAUUUUUGAGGUGAAGUCUACUGCUGGCGAUACUCAUUUGGGUGGUGAGGAUUUCGACAACCGAAUGGUUAGCCAUUUCGUGGAAGAGUUCAAGAGGAAGCACAAGAAGGACUUGUCGAGCAACAAGCGUGCACUGAGACGUCUGCGCACGGCUUGCGAGCGAGCCAAGCGUACUUUGUCUGCCUCAACCCAGGCCAGCAUUGAGAUCGAUUCUCUGUUUGAGGGAAUCGAUUUCUACACGUCGAUUACCCGAGCCCGUUUCGAGGAGUUGAACUCUGAUCUGUUCCGCGAUACAAUGGAACCGGUUGCGAAGGCUCUGCGUGAUGCCAAGAUGGACAAGGGCAGCAUCCAUGAUAUUGUUCUGGUUGGUGGCUCGACUCGAAUCCCGAAGGUUCAGAAGCUGUUGCAGGACUUCUUCAACGGCAAGGAGCUGAAUAAGUCGAUCAACCCUGAUGAAGCUGUUGCUUAUGGAGCAGCUGUGCAGGCUGCCAUCUUGCAGGGUGAUACGUCGGAAGCAGUUCAGGAUCUGCUGCUUCUGGAUGUCACUCCGCUGUCUCUUGGUAUAGAAACUGCUGGAGGUGUGAUGACUGUCUUGAUUAAACGUAACACCACCAUCCCAACUAAGCAAACCCAGACCUUCACUACGUACUCAGAUAACCAGCCUGGUGUGUUGAUCCAGGUCUUCGAAGGUGAACGUGCUAUGACCAAGGAUAACAACUUGUUGGGCAAGUUCGAGCUGAGCGGAAUUCCUCCAGCGCCGCGAGGAGUCCCGCAGAUUGAAGUUACGUUCGAUAUCGACGCCAACGGAAUCAUGAACGUGUCUGCCAUUGAGAAAUCGACCAACAAGGAGAACCGCAUUACCAUCACCAACGACAAGGGACGCCUCAGCAAGGAAGACAUCGAUCGCAUGGUUAAUGAAGCGGAGAAGUUCCGCAACGAAGAUGAGAAACAACGGGAGAAGAUUUCCGCCAAGAAUUCUCUGGAAUCUUACUGCUUCAACAUGAAAUCUACCAUGGAAGAUGCCAACAUCAAGGACAAAAUCCCUGAAUCGGACAAGACGCUCAUCAUGGACAAGUGUAACGAUACUAUUGCUUGGCUGGAUGGCAACCAGACGGCUGAGAAGGAAGAGUUCGAGCACAAGCAGAAGGAACUGGAAGCCGUGUGCAAUCCGAUCAUCCAGAAGCUGUACCAGGGAGCUGGUGGUAUGCCAGGAGGCAUGCCCGGUGGUAUGCCCGGAGCUGGAGCCCCUCCGCCAACCGGUGGUGCCGGACCGACCAUUGAAGAAGUUGACUAAACUACUCCACCGUCGAGGAUAGUUCUUCAAGAAAAUUUAAAUAAACACUCAGAAAACUA